Opisthorchis viverrini is the source of this 831-nucleotide messenger RNA. RefSeq lists its product as hypothetical. The transcript is spliced from 4 exons. The annotation marks the transcript as partial. The record is from RefSeq and is a predicted model, not a curated record. NCBI's taxonomy places the organism in Eukaryota, Metazoa, Platyhelminthes, Trematoda, Opisthorchiida, Opisthorchiidae.
AUGCAUUUACCAGGGUGGGUUGGUUCAACCCCCAGGAAGAAACUAGAAGUCAUCUUCGAGAAAUACACCCAUUUGCAAAUCAAUUUGGUUUUCACGGGAGACUCAAUUGAAUCUCUCGUUUAUGAUGUCCUUCAACUGAAUGUGCUGCACACAGACCGCCUCAUGAUUCAGUUGGCACGAUAUUCGAGAUAUCGCAGUCUUUCAGAUUUGAAGAGCUUUUAUCUCAAGUGGUUAGAGCGCGAAUUUACUGACCGGAAGGUCCGUGGUCCGAACCCGACCUCUGCCUCUCGACAUCCCCUGUCUAGGCUUGGACAACCUGGCAGUAUCCCAGCCAUCGUGCUUCCUUCGGGUGGCAUGGCAGCUAGGCACCGAAAGGGCGCUACAGUUGAACAAUUAUUAUUGUUAUUUUUGUAUUCCUGGAGACGACAGAAAGCCGUUAUAUCUUUGGCGAUUCGUGCGUUUACUUCUCUACCAACGAUAAUUAUGAUGGCGAUGAGAAUGUUACAAACUAUUGGACAGGAGAAAAAACUCUCAUAUGCAUCUUGUUUACAAAAACUGAAUAUCCAUCUUCUCCUUGAAUGCGUCUUCAUGAAGUUUUCUGGAUAUUUAUUGACUGUUACUCAAAUGCAAGCAAGUGUUACAAAAGAUGCGAAGCGGAUUUACGAGAAAACAUACUACUCCUAUGUUCUAUCAGUAGUAUCCACUGGUGCGCCAGUAGACAUCCUGGUCCACCCGACCAAAAUAACUACUCGGAACAGAGAUCAGUUUGACGAAACUCCCAAUCAACAGCUGUCCGGCAUUAUAAUCCUACGGACGACAGCACCAGUAACA